Molecule: messenger RNA, 1719 nt
Organism: Planococcus citri (citrus mealybug)
Lineage: Eukaryota; Metazoa; Arthropoda; Insecta; Hemiptera; Pseudococcidae
Product: sialin-like
Exons: 9
Coding region: 178-1656 (492 amino acids)
Biological process (GO): monoatomic anion transport; transmembrane transport
Cellular component (GO): membrane
Molecular function (GO): transmembrane transporter activity
Source: RefSeq, a predicted model, not a curated record
AGUCGCCUUAAUCUGCUCAGUUCGGUUGCUUUAAUCUUCGAAGCUUAGUUUCAUUCAAUCUUUAAGCUGCACUCACGCAGGAAAUUCCAUGGGCAAUAAGAAUAAAUUCGCCAAAAAAUAUCGCAGAUUAUCAACUUUCUAUAAAAAUAGCAAAAAACUACUCAAUUCAUCGAUUCAAUGGGGAAGAUCAUAUCGGCCAAAAAAUUAUCCAACUCUGACGAUCAACGUCAACUUCACGAUGACAGUUUCAGUGAAAAUGACUCAAAAUCGAAACCAGCCCAAUCGCUAUGGUUCUCUAAAAGAUUUUUCGUUGGACUUGUUAUGUUCUUCGGUUUCCUCAUGUACUCGAUGGCUUGUCAAGUCAUUAAUAUAGCUUUAGUCGAGAUGACCAUUGGGAAAAUCCAAAUCAAAGGAAAUCAAACAAUCAUUCAGCCACCGCAAUUUCAUUGGGAUUCUGAAAAAAUAUCCAUGAUUUUGAACAUGUUCUGGUAUGGAUUUUUGUUCUCCACGGUAGGAGGAUAUCUUUCGCAAAGAUUCGGAGGCGUGACCAUCGUAGGAAUAUCCUUACUAUCGACAGGAAUAAUCACGAUAUUCAAUCCAAUAACCGUCCAAUGGGGUUUUUAUCCAUUUCUAAUAUCUAGAGCUUUGGUAGGAUUGUUCGAGAGUUUCACUUCGGCCAGUUUUUCGGAAGUAUUCGCUCGGUGGGUGCCAAAAAAAGAGAGAUCGAAAUUCAUACCAAGCAUCAUGAACGGAAUGUAUGUGGGCACAGCACUCACAUAUCCAUUGUGCGGCUAUUUGGCUCAUAACUGGAAAUGGCCGAUGACAUUCUACGUCAUAGGUGCCUUAUGCGUGGUUUGGUCUGUCCUUUGCCUUUUACUAGUGCGAAAUAGUCCUUCUGCGGAUAAGAGGAUUUCGAAAAAGGAGCUCGAUUAUAUUCUUCAAGGAACUAGUAAUCCGUCAACGAGAAAAGUGAAACUUCCGAAUAAAAUGGACAUCGUCAGGUGUCUUCCAGUUUGGGCUCUAUCAAUGGGUAAAUUUGCUUUUAACUGGUGUAGUGCAUUUACAGUCGUGUAUCUUCCAUUAUACAUUAAAGAUGCAACUCAAAGAAACAUCAGUGAAAUAGGACUAUUGGCUUUGAUUCCUAAUAUCAGUAUUUUUCUGAUACCAGCUGUCGGUAUGCUGGUGAAUUAUUGGCAAAAUCAUACCACUUUGACUAUAACACAGAUCCAUAAAACUAUAAUCAGCGGAGGCUAUCUUCUAGCUGCCCUUUUGUUCGCAGUAUCCGCCCUUUCAGAUCAUUUUACAGUUUCGAUUAUUUGCUUUGUCCUAAUAAAACUCCUACUUUCGUGUAAUAAGAUAUUUUUAGAGGUGAUCACAGUCAACAUGGCACCAAAUCAUUCGGGUCUGCUGUCAGGACUAUCGUUAUUUUGGCAAACGAAUGGUAUCAUAGUAGCCCAAACUAUUGUUGGAUAUGUAGUCAAAAAUCAUAGAUUACAAGAAUGGAAUGUGUGUUUUCUUCUGUCGAGUUGUAUUUCACUCAUUACUGCGAUUAUAUUCGUAAUGUUUGGAUCGAGCGAGCCUCAGCAGUGGUCUGUGAUAUCAUUAUCAGAAAAUAAUGGCGAAACGAAUCAGAAAAAUGAAAAUCCCAUAAAAUGAACCCCAAUUUUUUGUGUUACAUGCAACUUUUCUAGCCACCAUUAAAAAUAUUCCAAAUUCAAA